Molecule: messenger RNA, 705 nt
Organism: Mesorhabditis spiculigera
Lineage: Eukaryota; Metazoa; Nematoda; Chromadorea; Rhabditida; Rhabditidae
Source: the annotation of a GenBank genome assembly
AUGGAUGUGGUGUUGAACUCGGCAAUGGCGCCAUACUUGAUAAUCCCUCUACCGGCCGGAUAUCCGAUGGUUGGGUUCUUGCCGGGAAUCCAGAUGAUGUCCGUGUUGAUCCUGAUGUUUCUCAUCCGACAGCAGGCCAUCAUGCCUGAUGGCCAUCCCCUCAAAUUCACAAAACGAACGACGCGCCUAAUCUACACCGGGAUGCCGACACUAUCUUUCUUAGAAAUAUGGGGCCUCAUGAUUUACAUGCUCGUCAACGAUGACCAGCCGGCAGCCAGAAAAUUGUAUCAGGAAAGAUACCCAUUCUUUCGUCGCUUUUUCGAUCUACCAUCGCUGUACGUCUUCACCCCCGAUAUCGGUGGCAUUAUGAUAUUGAACCUAUCGACGUUCUUCUUCUUCACCGUCGCUGUGAUUACAGGCAUCUGUACCGUAUGCUUCGUGGUUCUCACCGGCCAAAAACAGUUCAUGAGCCCGAAAACGUAUCGGUUACAGAAGCUAUGGAUUUACAACUGCAUCAUUCAGCAUGGGUUCUGCUCCAGCGUCGUCACGCUGCUCAUCUACAAGCCUUAUUCGGAAUAUGUGAAACAAUCUGCACUGUCGAUUAUUGCUUUCAUUACGCCCUAUGGUAUUUUUGGGCGUCCUGCCACGUCAGUCAGAGCCACUUCGGCCACCAUCAAUCGAUCUUUUACGGCCACUAUCCACCGA